Molecule: messenger RNA, 1655 nt
Organism: Myotis brandtii (Brandt's bat)
Lineage: Eukaryota; Metazoa; Chordata; Mammalia; Chiroptera; Vespertilionidae
Product: coagulation factor X-like
Exons: 8
Coding region: 53-1552 (499 amino acids)
Biological process (GO): blood coagulation; proteolysis
Cellular component (GO): extracellular region
Molecular function (GO): serine-type endopeptidase activity; calcium ion binding
Source: RefSeq, a predicted model, not a curated record
CUUGCCCUGGAGGCUAUCACAGUGCGACCGCAACACUGUCCUAGGCCACACCAUGGCCGGCCCGCUGUGCCUCCUCCUGCUCAGUGCCUCCCUGGCCAGCCUCCUGUCACCCGGGGGAAGUGUGUUCAUCAAACGGGAACAUGCCAACAGCUUCCUGGACAGGGUCAAUUCAUUAUCUGAAGAGACAAAAAGAGAAGACCUUGAAAGUGAGUGUGUGGAAGAGACUUGCCACUACGAAGAGAUCCGAGAAGUCUUUGAGGACACGGAGAAGACGAAUGAAUUCUGGAAUAUAUACAAAGAUGGUGACCAGUGUGAAAGCAAUCCCUGCCUGAAUCAGGGCAGGUGUAAGGACGGCCUUGGGGAAUACACCUGCACUUGUCAGGAAGGAUAUGAAGGCAGAAACUGUGAAUUACCCAUGCGAAAAUUCUGCAGCCGGAACAACGGGGACUGUGACCAGUUCUGCAGAGAGGAGAUCUCCGUGGUGUGUUCUUGCGCCAGCGGGUACAUCCUGGAUGACAACGACAAGUCCUGCAUCUCCACAGAGUCUUAUCCCUGUGGGAAACUCACUCUGCCACAGAGGAGGAGGCCAGGGUCCCUGACCGCCCACAGCAGCGAGGAUCCCCCAGAAGACAGUGGAGACCUGGAUCCCACCAGGAACCCUUUCGAUGGAGACCUGGAUCGAACCACAAACCCUUUCGAUGGAGACCUGGAUACCACCACAAACCCUUUUGAUCUGCCGGGCUUGAAUAACACACAGCCGAGCUCUGCAGAGGAGAACUCACUUGUCAGGAUAGUGGGAGGGAGAGACUGCAAAGAUGGCGAGUGUCCCUGGCAGGCUCAUCUCAUCAAGGAGAACAAUGAAGGCUUCUGUGGAGGCACCAUCCUGAAUGAGUUCUACAUCCUCACUGCUGCUCACUGUCUUGACCAAGCCAAGCUAUUCAAGGUGAGGGUAGGCGAUCGAAACACAGAGAAGGAAGACGGCAAUGAGAUGGUGCACGAGGUGGAGGUGAUUACAAAACACAAAGAGUUUGACAAUAAGACCUUUAACUGUGACAUCGCUCUCCUCAAGCUGAAGACGCCCAUCAAAUUCCGCAUGAACGUGGCCCCUGCUUGCCUGCCAGAGAAGGACUGGGCCGAGUCCACGCUCAUGACUCAGAAAUCGGGCAUCGUGAGCGGCUUCGGGCGCAUCCACGAGAUGGGCCGCACGUCCGUCACCCUCAAGAUGCUGGAGGUGCCCUACGUGGACAGGAACACAUGCAAGCUGUCCACCGGCUUCAGCAUCACCCCAAACAUGUUCUGCGCCGGCUAUGACUCAAAGCUCGAGGAUGCCUGUCAGGGGGACAGCGGGGGUCCCCAUGUCACCCGGUUCAAGGACACCUACUUUAUCACGGGCAUCAUCAGCUGGGGAGAAGGAUGUGCACGGAAAGGAAAGUUCGGGAUCUACACCAAAGUCACCAACUUCCUCAAGUGGAUCGAGAGGUCCAUGAAAAAAACCAAGACCAGGCCCCAGGGUGAGCCGGAGGUCACUGCCACUCCCCUGUCAUUAGAUUAAUGCCCUCCUCCCUCCUCUGUCCCCAAUAUUCCUGGCAGCCAUUGGUGUCUCAUUGUGUGUUAACACGUGCCACUCUGAACAGGCUGAAUCCUGGAGUAAGUUU